UUGAUCUCUGGACGCGCAAGCGCCGACCGGUGUAUCUUCACCUACUUCUAUUGCUCCCGGUCGUCGUAGAAUCUGCGAAAAUUCGGAACGUAACACGGUCGUCUAUUUUCGUUUAUCUGAACAAGCAACCGCCUCCCGUGACGCUGCUGAUUUCAGUCAAGCAGGUGAACGAGAAAACGUUCGAUGUCGGCUCUUCUAGAAGUAUGCGGGAAUGAUACCGGGUCGCCAUCGAUAUCGAAGGCCGACGAUAAUCUAUCCAACAGCGAUGGACCUUUGAUUAAAGGCAUUAUCCGCCAAAAUAGUUGCGGCAGUAUGCAUGCGAGGACGAUCGCUUCGUACGGCAUGUCAUCAACGGACGAAAAAUCUACUAAAAGGCGUUAUUGUCUCUGGAUGUUGACUUUGGUCCUGGCGGUAAUCGGUCUCUGCAAUCUUUUUCUAAACAUCACUGUUAUCGCUGUUUUGCGCAUAAGUCAAGGGAUGGAAGCUAUAGAAAUUAUCCCGGACGAAAAUCUUGUCAAAUUCUAUGGAAGAACAGAUUUGGACAAGAUAUCUCUGCAAUCGGGCAUUUGCCAGAGUUACGGCGACGAACCGAUGGAAAUAUCCGGUGAUGAAGCUGGAGUGCAUGUUGACGUAAAGAAUCGCGGACAUACCCACGAAGCAUAUCCACACUCAAAGUUAGGCGUCCUACCAAAUGGUACUACUAUGUCGCAAGUAGAAUCAUUCGAAGUGAAGGAUCCACGUACCGGUACAAUCUACUUUACUACAGACUUCCCUAACUUUGGUCUACCAAACGGCGUUGAAACGAUUGACGUGAGAAUCGCAGAGACUCAUCGGAUCACGUCGCCAGUUAACGAGAGUCUGGCAUUCAAGUCUGACAACGAAGUCUCGUUGCACGGUGCGGAGGGCGUACACAUGGAGAGUAAGGACAUCGUGUGGAGCGCCGAUCUCGACAUCUUCUUGAAGAGUGUGAACGGCAGCGUCGUGCUGGACGCCAAGGACGGCGUUUUCAUUGAUAUGGAGGAUAUUCCGGUGUCACCUAUGUUCCUGCAGAGCCCGACCACAAGCCACGAGCAGUACAAAGUCUGUGUGUGUAUGCCGCAGGGCAAGCUUUUCAGGAUACCAGUCCGACCAGGUGCAAGUUCUCGUACAGUUAAUUGCGCGCGAGUUGUCAGAACCCCGGAGAAUGAUCCCUGCCUACACUAGGUUCCAAGUAAAGAGUAAUGUUUUCUAUCGUACACUUCAUUACACGCUUAAAUGACGUGCAUAUCACUGCCAA
Molecule: messenger RNA, 1276 nt
Organism: Cyphomyrmex costatus
Lineage: Eukaryota; Metazoa; Arthropoda; Insecta; Hymenoptera; Formicidae
Gene: Scgbeta
Product: sarcoglycan beta
Exons: 4
Coding region: 184-1203 (339 amino acids)
Biological process (GO): muscle organ development
Cellular component (GO): sarcoglycan complex; sarcolemma
Source: RefSeq, a predicted model, not a curated record